CAAGCUAGCUAACUGGCUAAAGUUGAACAGCUUUCCAGCUACUCCCAGACACAAAUGAGAGAACCUCACUCUGGCCAUUGUACUUGUUAUCUACAGCGUUAGUGACUAACUGUGCUGCUGGCAACAACUUKAUUACUUGUUUUGCCUACGUUUACUGACACCUGUCAGAUUCAGCGGUUUUUGGUGCGUUCGUAAAUUAAUCGGUUAUUCUGUGAUCUUGCACACUCAGACUAGAGUGCUUUGAAAUCGGAGUAGAUAGCCAAACCAUUAAUUUUCGAACGCACCCUCUAAUCAGGCACAAUUGAGCCAGCCAACCUGUAUCAUCAUUUCGGGGUCCUUCCGAGUGACCAACGACGAGAAAUCCUUGAUCCGACCUUUUUCGUGUAUGUUAUUUUUGUUUAGUUAGCCAAGUAAAAUGUACUACAAGUUAAAUGCAGUUACACAAAGACUUAUCAAAUCGGCACCGAGUGCUUACAACCCACAGGGAUUGCGGAUAACAGUGCCCACGGAGCUUCCCCCAAUGAUAUUUGCCACACCCACCAAAUAUGUGUCAGAGGCAGGGAACAUGGUGGAGUACCUGGGACACAACAAAGUCCCUGAUCUACAGAAACUCUUCCAGAAGUCUGAUGGUGUCCCUGUGCACCUGAAGGGAGGCCUGAUGGACAAGAUGCUGUACAGGACUACCAUGGCCCUGACCAUCGGUGGGACCCUCUACUGCCUGAUGGCUCUCUACAUCGCUGCCCAGCCUCGGAAGUGAUCAGCUUCCUCCUCUUCAAGGGUCCAGCAGGAUUCUAUAUCAUUCAGAUUAGGAGCAAUAAUGUGGAUAGUGAUUAUGCUCACUGUUGGUCAAGGAAAAUUAUUGCUUUACCCCUCAAAAGUAUAUAUUACACKUCCAUGUCUUAUUUAUUGCCUAGUUUCAUGUUAGGGUUCCCUUCUGCAAGAUUUCAUCAGACUCAAAUAAUCUCUCAUUUGUAAAUGGAGGAGAAAUCUAGUAUAUCAUUACUGCUGGCCCAUCUUACUGGCUCUGUGUAUGUGCGCURGUGCAUCUCUACUGACGUUUCUGUAAGUUUCCUAUACAACCAGUACCAUUUCAGUGGUUCAAUAACUACAACUGCUGAUCAACAAUCUAAAAAAACAUCAGUCUGACCAUGUUUCUGUCAGCGCACAUGUAUGUGUUUGGAAAGGAUUUGGAGGUCUCAUGUAUGAAUUUAGGUUCUCUUUUGUUUGGAUGAGAGAGUGGACAGGGCUAGCACCUUUCAAAGAUAAAAAUGAGGUGGUACUUCAAGUUGUGUGAUCGUUAAUGAGUGUCUGUAAUAAUACUCUGAACMCCCCCAAGUCCCUAUGUUAUGGUGCAGAGGUUCUGUGUUGUCAUUUAGGCUGUGUCCUAACUGAUAAUGUUCUGUAAAAAGAGAGUGCACGCAUAGUGGAUUGCAAAGAGUAUCCGGCAAGUCAUAAUUUUGUAUUGGGGAUAAUAAAGUACAUUUUGUUUGUAAAACAUGAAACAUUUUUGUUAUCUGGUAACUAAAUGAAGGGCUAUCUAACUAUUCUAGGAAUAGCUGACCUAGAAAUGGGACAUUCCUCAUAGCAGGAUCUAUGACUUUGCAUGCUACUUGGACAUCCUAGUUCAACUGGUCAUUUAUUUACCGUGUCAUAGAUUUUUAUUCUCCAAGUCACUUCAACCCAAUUAGAAAUGUAUAUGUGAGUCUUUUUAAACUCAAAAUGUAAUAUUUUACAAGACCUUGACGAAUGGGCGGUAUCAAGGUGAAGCAGAGAUCUUGUUGAUCGAUCUUUGCUUUAUUCUUGAUUUUUACAAUCGGUACAAUAGUCAGCUAGACCUUUCCGUCAUACUCUUAUAUAUCAAUAUCGAAGACAUUCAGUCAUUAAGUGGGAAUUGCCACGAGUAUGCAUUUGAGGUUUUAUGUAAUGUCAAUUGUUGAUUGACAUAUCCGGCCGAUUGGCUCACACAAAAUUAUGGCAACAUUUUAUCUAGCUACUUAAUUCAGCUAGGCUAUUAUAGUUUGUGUUCAUUGAAAAGUAUGCUUUGGGUGGAAAAUCUAU
Molecule: messenger RNA, 2058 nt
Organism: Salvelinus sp. IW2-2015
Lineage: Eukaryota; Metazoa; Chordata; Actinopteri; Salmoniformes; Salmonidae
Product: cytochrome c oxidase subunit 7A2-like, mitochondrial
Biological process (GO): mitochondrial respirasome assembly; regulation of oxidative phosphorylation; mitochondrial electron transport, cytochrome c to oxygen
Source: RefSeq, a predicted model, not a curated record